This is a messenger RNA of Triticum aestivum (bread wheat), 1570 nucleotides long. RefSeq names its product putative serpin-Z8. NCBI's taxonomy places the organism in Eukaryota, Viridiplantae, Streptophyta, Magnoliopsida, Poales, Poaceae. Gene Ontology annotation, molecular function: serine-type endopeptidase inhibitor activity. Bases 154 to 1395 code for a protein of 413 amino acids. The transcript has 2 exons. The record is from RefSeq and is a predicted model, not a curated record.
ACCUACCAAGUUCCGUUUUCUUUUCUUCAUCAAAUCAAGCCGAUACAUAAAGAACCCGAUUACUAGUAGCAAUCUCCAACCCAUCACGGAAAAGAACCGCGAUUCUUGUUUCUCGAUCGAGGCGAUUUUGUCUGUCUGCCCGGAGAGCCAGCGAUGGAACUCGAAGUAGGGCCGUCGGAGUCCGGCGGCCUGGCGGCGCUGGCUGCCGGCCUCGCGAGGCGCCUGGCCGAGGAGAACUCGGAGAGCAACCUGGUGUUCUCGCCGCUGUCCAUCUACGCCGCGGUCGCGCUCCUGGCCGCGGGCGCCCGGGGCGCCACCCUGGACGAGAUCCUCGGCGUCCUCGGCGCGCCGUCUCGCGCCGCGCUCGAGGUGUUCGUCUCCCUCGUGGCGGAGCAAGCGCUCAGAGACCAGUCUGGCUCCGGCGGGCCGCGCAUCGCGUUCGCGUGCGGCGUGUGGAGCGACCUCACUUGCGCCCUGAAGCCAGCCUACCGCCACGCCGUCCUGAGCACGUACAAGGCCGAGGCCAGCACCGUCGACUUCCAGAACGACCCGGAGGGAGCACGCGGCCAGAUCAACGAGUGGGCCGCGCGGGCGACGCAGAACCUGAUCGGCGGCGUCCUCGGCCCGGAAUCAGUGACGCCGCUCACCCGCGUCGUGCUCGGCAACGCCAUAUACUUCAAGGGGAAGUGGCAAGAGCCCUUCUGCAAGAGGGAUACCGAGAGCAAGCUUUUCCACCGGCUCUACGGCCGCGCCGUCGACGUGCCCUUCAUGCAGAGUUGGGAGCCCCAGUUCAUCGCCGUGCACCAAGGGUUCAAGGUGCUCACACUCCGGUACCAGACGCAAGCUAAUCUAACUCCGCCCGGGCGUCCCGCUCCCUCUGACGGUAACAUGUGCGCACGGUUUUCUAUGUGCAUCUUCCUUCCGGAUGCCCUCGACGGCUUGCCGGGCCUGGUUGACAUGAUAGCAUCCCAGCCUGCCGACUUCCUGGAAAAGCACCUGCCGGAGGAGAAGAUCGAUGUUAGGGAGUUCCGGGUGCCCAAGUUCAAGCUGUCCUUCCAUGGCAGCGUCGUCGACAUCCUCAAGAAGCUGGGGCUUCAGUUGGCGUUCAGUGAUCAAGCCGAUUUGUCUGACAUGGUGGAGGACGAUGAAUCUGGCUUGCCAUUGGUCUUGAACGACGUAAUCCACAAGGCGGUCAUCGAGGUAAACGAGGAAGGCACCAUAGCCGCGGCUGUGUCCAUAGAUGAGAUGUUAUUCGGUGGUGUUAAUUUCAUGCGUCCGCCACCUCCUCGAGUAGAUUUUGUAGCCGACCAUCCGUUUGCGUACUUAAUAGUGGAGGAGACAACCGGCGCAGUUGUCUUUGCAGGGCAUGUCCUUGACCCCUCCAUCGAGAGCUAGGUCAAUCAAGGACGACGCCUGAUUCUGUUUCGGCUUGGCCCACGUAGAGGAGGAAUAACAUUGUCUCAUACUAGUUUCAUGCUAGUUUACAAGCCAUGGAAUUUUUCUUUAUUCGUCUGUGUAAUUUAAUUUCAAGAGAAGUUGUGCGUGCAACAGUCAUCCUUUUGGAUAAAUU